This is a messenger RNA of Exserohilum turcica Et28A, 547 nucleotides long. RefSeq lists its product as uncharacterized. The record is from RefSeq and is a predicted model, not a curated record. NCBI's taxonomy places the organism in Eukaryota, Fungi, Ascomycota, Dothideomycetes, Pleosporales, Pleosporaceae. The coding region runs from base 77 to 235 and encodes 52 amino acids. The transcript is spliced from 2 exons.
AUGGGGUACAGCGACCGAACAUUGACCAAAGCCAUGCUCAACGGUAUCAUUGGUGUGGAAAUGGAAGUCCAGGAAUAUGCUUCUCCGUGUUCUGCACCUCGUAUUCGUGUUGAGGCCCACAGCGGGUAUACCCAGUCCGCGUGAGCCUGCAGCAGCCAAGCGAGCCAGCACACAUUCAGCCGAUACAACAAGACCGCGGAUGCGAGGUACCAAGACAUAUAGACAUCUCACGUGAGCCUCGAUAUCACCUUACUUUCUUUGCAGCAUUCGAGCAUCUAGAUCUGCCUGCAAACUUGUCGAUUCUUGGUCGUUGGCUACUGCCAUAAAGAUAAAGUGGCUUUCUCGGACCACUAUCGCUCAGGCUUGGAUUCUCUACAAACGGCACCGAAGCCGAGCACACUAAAUUCUGUUUCGUCAAAAGAUGUGGGCCCGCCAAUAGAAGAUAUGACAGUUGAGUGAAUCAGGCGGUGGGCUGAAUACUUGUCUGCUCAACCAUGGGGCCAUUCUCUGGUAUUGGAAGCUAUGCACUUUACAUGUAGCCUCCAUU